Drosophila obscura is the source of this 1882-nucleotide messenger RNA. It is a transcript of the gene VhaAC45, whose product is annotated as V-type proton ATPase subunit S1. The transcript has 5 exons. Gene Ontology annotation, cellular component: proton-transporting V-type ATPase complex. The record is from RefSeq and is a predicted model, not a curated record. Bases 136 to 1287 code for a protein of 383 amino acids. Lineage: Eukaryota; Metazoa; Arthropoda; Insecta; Diptera; Drosophilidae.
UAAGUCCGCCUGCAAUCACAUGAUUUGGUCAUAAGUUUUUUCAAGUCUGCCCGUGCAAAGCGAAAAUUUUCUCGCCCGUUUUUUGUUUGUAGUUUGAGUUAACUUUUCGUGCGUCGUCCCAGCGGUUGCAGCAAGAUGUUGUGGAAAUCGCUGAUUGCAUUGUGCGUCAUUGGAGCAGCCUUGGCCGAGCAAACGCCCGUAUUUCUAUGGGGUGCCAACAGUGAGGCGAAGCCCUCUUUGCGGACCGUGCCCCAGGCGGAGUUUGCUGACCAGUUGGCAGCGCUGCUGAAAGAUCACAUGGUUGUGGCCUUCGAGGAAAAUGGCCUGAGCACGAAGGACUUCCUGUGCGCCAACUCCCAGGCGCAGUCCUGCUACGCCAAACUGCAGGGCGUGAGUCCCAAGACGUACUACACCAGCGUGGAGAAUCCGUCGGAGGCCCUGCGCUCGGUGGCCGCCAAGCGGGAGCACAACAGCAUCGAUGCCAGUGGUCGGCUUGUGAGCCCGGCCAAGUGCUCCGUGGGCACGGCUCUCUUUGUCAGCUUCGAGGAUGACGAAGAUGUGCGCGAGGCGACUCUGGAGUCACAUGACUCUGCCAUUGCCGCUAUCAGCAAGCAGUUUGAUUGCAAGGUGGCUUAUCUGUACCUGGCGACACCUUCCACCGCCCCCGUGGUGCAGCGCCGCAAGCGACGUGACACUGCCGCCACCACCGGAGGCAUCAUGUGGGUUUCGGGCAACCAGUUUCGCAUAUUCUACACCAGCGUCAUGUACAACGGAGUCCCCUUCUCGGUCAACGCUCUCACCAUCGAAAACGGAACUUCUCCCGCUACUACGUUUUCCGUUAAGCUGGCCACUGCCGAGGCAACCAAGUCACUCACGUUCGAUGUUGUUUAUGGCGAUGGCGGCUACUUUAGCCUGACCAACGUGGCCUACGCCGGACAGGCCUUCCGCAGCACAGGCAUCAUCAAUGCCCCCACCACUUUCUCCUACUCCUGCGGAAACCUCACCCUGGAGACGGCUGCCACUGACAACAUGUACAACACCCUGAGCUUUAACUCGCUGCAGAUUCAGGCUCCGUUCAGCAGCACCUACAAGGAAAACUUCCCCUUCGGCGACUCGUGGGACUGUGUGGGCUUCGUUUCGCCUGGAAUACUAAUGGGUCUGCUGGUGGUUAUCAUUUUGCUGGUCAUCGUAUUCAUUGGCGUCUGCUGGAUGAUGGACAUCAACACGAUGGAUCGCUUCGACGACCCCAAGGGCAAGACGAUCACGAUCAAUGCCGGCGUUGAUUAAGCGGCCGAUUGGUUGUCAUAGUUUCCCUUUCAAUUUCUUUGUUCAGUCAACAAUAUUCAUUCCUUUCCUCCUCCUCCUUCAGUCUGUCCAUACAUAUAUGCAUACAUAUUUACGAAUCAAUCAAUACUUAAUACCGUUACCAUACAAUCAUAUAAUCAGGAAAUUAGCUAUCGCAAUUUAUGUCGUAUCCAUAAUUUUCGCCCGCAAAGAUCAGCCUACGUUCAGCAUCAAUAACAACCAAAUCGAGGCUGGCCUUUGCCGUCGAAAAUUGUCUGGGAACGAGAGUCCCGAGAGAGUUUUGCUUGCAACGACUUUGCAACCAGUAUUUCGUUUAGUGUAGCCCAAGCUACGACCCCCCCUCUCCCUAAUGUGUGUGUGGCUGUGCCCCAAAGGGAGUACGAGUGUGUAUGUGUGUGAGAUUGCCACAAGUCAGUAAAUCUAAACUUGAAUAUAUCUAAGUGUUUUAUAGUUACUUGUUUCCUGCGCAAAUACGAGAAUGUGAACAUAAUUUAUGCCUCUGUAUGAUAGUUUAUCAUUUUGUGUAACGCUCCUGUUCGCAGGCCCAGCGAAAAUAAAGUUUUUUUUUUCAAUUGUG